AUGAAUGGAUAUGCAAAAACAAACGGUCACAGUUAUGAUAUGGAAGAUGGAUCAGUGUUUUUAUUUACAUCAGAAUCUGUUGGCGAGGGACAUCCAGAUAAAAUGUGUGAUCAAAUAAGUGACGCAGUUCUCGAUGCGCAUUUAAUACAAGAUCCUGAUGCAAAGGUGGCAUGUGAAACUGUCACUAAGACGGGGAUGGUCCUUCUGUGUGGUGAAAUUACAUCAAAAGCUAACGUUGACUAUCAAAAAGGUUUUGAUUGGCGUACACUAAACUUGUUAGUGGCUAUUGAAGAGCAAAGCCCAGACAUAGCAGAUGGGGUUUAUCGAAACAGAGAGGAAAUAGAUUUUGGGGCUGGAGAUCAGGGAUUGAUGUUUGGAUACGCUACUGAUGAAACCGAAGAAUGUAUGCCUCUCACUGUAGUGCUUGCUCACAAACUCAAUCAAAAAAUUGCUGAACUUAGGCGAAAUGGUGAAUUUUGGUGGGCUCGACCAGAUUCUAAGUCACAGGUUACUUGUGAAUAUGUAUUUGCUGGUGGUGCAACAGUGCCCCAAAGAGUACACACAGUUGUUGUUUCUCUGCAACAUUCUGAAAAGGUAACUUUGGAGACACUUCGUGAAGAAAUAAGAGAAAAAGUGAUUAAGGAAGUGAUCCCUGCACAGUACUUUGAUGACAGAACAAUUGUUCAUAUCAAUCCGUCUGGACUUUUCAUAAUUGGUGGACCUCAGUCGGACGCGGGGCUGACGGGGCGUAAGAUCAUCGUGGACACGUACGGCGGGUGGGGCGCGCACGGCGGCGGCGCGUUCUCGGGCAAGGACUUCACCAAGGUGGACCGCUCGGCCGCGUACGCCGCGCGCUGGGUCGCCAAGUCGCUCGUGCGCGCCGGCCUGUGCCGCCGCUGCAUGGUGCAGGUUGCAUACGCAAUUGGUGUAGCCGAGCCAUUGUCAAUCACGGUUUUCGAUUAUGGUACAUCUCACAAGACUCAGCAAGAACUUCUCGCUAUUGUGCAGAAGAAUUUUGAUCUCCGGCCCGGCAAAAUUGUUAAAGAGCUCAAUCUUAAAGCGCCGAUAUAUCAAAAAACCAGUACUUAUGGACACUUCGGUCGAGAAGGAUUCCCAUGGGAGAACCCGAAACCACUUAUUGUGGAUUGA
This is a messenger RNA of Parnassius apollo (apollo), 1149 nucleotides long. The record is from the annotation of a GenBank genome assembly. NCBI's taxonomy places the organism in Eukaryota, Metazoa, Arthropoda, Insecta, Lepidoptera, Papilionidae.